Eriocheir sinensis (Chinese mitten crab) is the source of this 1459-nucleotide messenger RNA. Its product is annotated as neogenin-like. The coding region runs from base 367 to 732 and encodes 121 amino acids. The record is from RefSeq and is a predicted model, not a curated record. The transcript is spliced from 5 exons. NCBI's taxonomy places the organism in Eukaryota, Metazoa, Arthropoda, Malacostraca, Decapoda, Varunidae. Gene Ontology annotation, molecular function: protein binding.
ACGGGGGGGAGGACAUUUAGGCGGGGGAGGACACUAUGGCGUGUAACACCGGCCUUGUAGCGGUGCCGUGGCGGGGCGUGUAGGCGUUGACAUCACUCACGGUCAACGGCACUGCCCAUACACUCAGUCCACCCUGGCGAGGACCUCACCAAUGACCUCCAUGAAAACAGGGUCCCAGACAAGCCAGUUGGUCUGAAGGCCGUGGCGCUGACUGACCACAUCAGGGUGUGCUGGCAGCCCCCCGCACAGCACAAUGUGCUGCUGUGCGGCUACACCAUUGCCUGGGACCAAGGCGUGGCGGACAUCUACUCCAAGAUCGUGGACAGCAAGCAGCACGGUUACAUCAUUGAUAAGCUGGAACCCAACAUGGAGUUUGUGAUAAGCCUGCGAGCCUUCAACAACGUGGGUGACGGGCAACCGGUGUACCAGCACGUCCGCACCCAGCCAGAGGAGGAGGAGGUGGUGGCACCCACGCUGGACCCGGCAGUGUGGGUGAAGGCCGUGGUGCUGACACCCUUCACCGUGGUGCUGCAGUGGGCAGACACCAUGCUGAGCCAGAACCAGUACAACAGCUGCACCACCUUCUCGUCCUCAUCCUCCAGCCGCUACGUCAACGCCACGGAUGUGACCUGCCUCAUUGACAGCCUCAAGCCAUCAACAGUGUGUGAGUUUGCUGUGAAGACCAUCAGGGUGAGGCCACAGUGCUGGAAGCCUUCGUUCUUCUUUCAGUAAAUAUUCACUCAGUCCUGCAACACUUCUCAAGGAAAUCCUGCACAGCUGAAUCCUUGCUGUGAUGAGGCACAGAGAAAUUAUGACUCAUGGGGUGAGCUAUUAUUAGUGUUUGAGAUAUUGAUUUUUUCAUUGACCUUUUGCAAAUACUUAAAAAUGAACCUUACAUAAUGGUAUUAGAAACAGCACAGCAGGGUUGGCAAUGAUUUAAUCAAAUUGAUUUAAUCAAAUGAUUAAAUCAUUGAUUUUAUUUGUAUUUUUUCUGAGUAAAAGUAUUCCAUAGGUAAAAUGAUGUGCUCCAAAGAUGAUAAAGUAAAACAACCUAUUCAUGUGCAAUGAUUCAUUUAUUCUCUUCAAAGUAUAAAAAAAAAAGAUUCCUACGUUAUUAUAUCCUCCUGCGCUAAUGUUGCCAAUUUGACAUGUUUUUUACUAGGUAAAAAAUCAGCCUCCUCUAGUCUUUACUAACUUGGCUGGCAAUGUAUCAUAAUAGCAACCAAGGUUUGCAACCAAACCGUAACAGAAUAGAAGUAGAUAUUCUUCUGUAUGGUAAUAAUAUAAUAUUCUGUCAUGAAAAUGACAACUUCAGGCAACUCUAUCUGUCCUAAACCUGCUCCUGUACCAACUACAAACAAGUACUGAACAAGUAUGUAUCUGGAUCCUUGACUGUGCUCAGACUUACAGGCCUAAACUUAAACUUAAAGUAACCUAUGGAAACUUAUGAAUCACUCAC